Messenger RNA from Spodoptera exigua (beet armyworm), 2942 nucleotides. NCBI's taxonomy places the organism in Eukaryota, Metazoa, Arthropoda, Insecta, Lepidoptera, Noctuidae. The record is from the annotation of a GenBank genome assembly.
CGCCAUUAUCUAGUGGGGUUAUAAGUAAAGAGCGGACAAAUCGGGCGUUAGAGCAGAAGUAGGGGGGAGGAAGUGCACAGAUAUUUCCGGGCAGUAUGUGCCGAGUGCGGAGGGCCACACACAAACCAAAAGCUGGUGCCAGCGGUCACCAUCCUCUGCCCGACUGUCGCAGGUCGGGCUCGUUCCGCGCGUCGCGCUCCGUGGGCGGGUCGCGCGGCAACGUGGCGCCGGCGCCGCCCGCGCCGCUCAACCAGAGUCUCUCCGCGCACCCGCUGCUGCCGCUGCCGCCCGGCUCCGACGCGAUUUCCCUGGAGUGGGACAAGCAACCUCACUACCUGGAGGCUUCUCUGAUGAUGAAGGGCUACAGUGCGGAGGAAGCGCGCGCGGCGGCGCAGCGGGCGCGGCGGCCCGCGGCCGCGACUCGCCCGCCGCUCGCAGCUACCGCAUAUGUCACCACGAGGGACAAGCUUUCAAAACUGUACUGCAAUCAAAUCGCUCCCGAGCUAGUGACCCAUGCCGAGGUCAAUCAUCAUCCUACGGAGGAUUCGCCUCUGCCUCAUCGGACGACGACACCAUUGGUUUCUCCGGAGAGUACAUGGAGCCAGGCGAGUUUGGGGCGUGCGAGUGGGCGAGGCCGCGCGCCCACUCCGCCGCCGCGUGCGCGCCCAGACGAGACAUCGCCCGAGGAGGAUAACACAGUGUCAUCAGCCAGUCUCUGCAUGUCUCCAACAUCGGUCACUGACCAUAGUAUAGCGGGUGUUCCAAUAUUCGCGUCGACGCCCCUCGUGUCCAAACAACUAACGAACGGACACGAUGUAGUUGACAACAAGAGAAUUAGUGAAAAUAAUAAUGACACUGUCAAUGGGAAUGCUAAUGUAACAUUAGUUUCUGAGUCGGUGAACAGUAUGGACGUACUCAGUGGUGGGGAGAGCGACGCCGGGGAUACACUUUCGAGGCGGAAUAAUAAUAGUAUAUCGUCCGGUAUGUUGGGAACUCUGCGCGAAGUCGGGGACGCUCCCAAGAAACGUAACAACGAUAUCACAUACUUCGUGGCGAAGGAGUUACUGAUGACCGAGAGAACUUACAAGAGGGAUCUCGAACUUGUUACUGUUAAAUGGAGUAGCAGUGUAUCGGAGUUAGCGGCAGGCGGCGCGGAAGCUGGGUCAGCGUUAGCGCGCGCCUGCCUCGCGCUGGAGCCGCUCGCGCUUAGCAACGGAAAACUACUCGCGAGGCUCGACAGGCUACUGGCUAAUGCACCACGACCUGAUGCUAAUGACACGGAAGAACCUGAGUAUAAAAAAAUCGACGAUGUCUUAUACGAACAUUUAUUAAGUACAAUGGAUGCGUACCUAUGGUACAGUUCUCGCGCUGGCUCGUUAGUUGGUGUUGUGGAGAGCGUGCGACGGAGAGGGAAUGACGCGGGUCGCGCCGCCGCCUUGUUUGACUCGAAGGCGCCGAUACCACUGGCUGCGUUGCUACUAAGGCCGCUGCAUAGAGCGCUGCAUUAUCACCGACUUGCUGAAGAGCUAUACGCGAGCAACCCGAGCGCGAGUGCGUGCGGCGCUCGCGAGCUGAGCGCCCGGCUCGACAGCGCGGCGCGCGCGCAACUGCAGCACGGGGAGAACCACGCCGCGCUCUGUCAGCUGCAGCGGGACCUCGCUGGUUACGACAAGUUAUUGGUGGCGGAGCGCGAGUUUAUAAGAAUGGGCUGCGUGUACAAACAUUCGUCCAGAGGACUACAACAAAGGAUGCUGUUUUUGUUCAGUGACGUGCUAGUGGUGACGUCAAAGACGGGCAGUACGCAGUUCCGUGCGCACUCCGCGCUGGCCCUGCACGCACUCGAACUCAAGUCCUCAGAGUUACCGCACUCGUUUUCGCUUACCGGCGAGGAUAUAAACCUACUUCUAAGUGCGACGAACGACAACGAAUACACGGGAUGGUACAGCGCUCUGUCAAGUGCGAUAGAAAACGCACGCGACAAGUUUACUGAUGUCGAUACUGAACUCACGCCUUAUGAACAAGAGACUGAAUGUCCCAGCGCAGCGAGCAGUGCGGGGGGCGGACUGGCGCAUGUAUGCUGGCACCGGUUCACCUCUCUCGAUACCCUACAUCUACAUCUCGCUAUGCGGACGCAGUUAUCUGGCUACCUACUGCGCAAGUUCAAGAAGUCCCCGGGCUGGCAGAAGCUGUGGGUGGUGUUCGCGAUAUCCACUCUAUUCUUCUACAAGUCCUGGCAGGACGAAACGCCCCUCGCGUCGCUACCUUUGUUAGGUUACAGCGUAGGUGCUCCGACAUCGGAAGACAAUAUCGACAAAGACUUUGUGUUCAAACUUCAAUUCAAGAACCACGUGUACUUCUUCAGAGCCGACAGCCAGUACACGUUUAAUAGAUGGACUGAAGUUCUACAAACUGCGACGAUGCGACCCGAACAUAAUUAAUGAUAAAUAAUAAAUUAGAUAAAUUAAUAAUUCUAAAGUGUUAUCGAUAUAUUGGUGCCAUAUAUAUGGCCACAAUUAUUUUUGUACGAACUUUAUGAAGUGAAUCUUGCCUGUAUUUAUUGUGUGAGUCGCUUUAGUAUAAGACCAAGACUGACGGAUCAAAGACGUUUAUGCAUUGUAGUCGUAAUGUUAGGUGGCUAAUGUUAUAUUCAGUUGUAUUGUUAAAGAUUUACAGGACGUUACAUAGUAAGGUCUAAAUUAUUAAGCGAUUAGUUAAUUUACAGCUCCGUAGAUAUUCCAAAACAUGUUGAAAAUGUCGUACUCAUAUUUAGUGAUUAGUCCAAGUUUCGAAGGUGCGCAAAACUAGCGCAACUUGUUUGCGCCUUUUGCGCAAGUUCUUUGUGCCUUUUGCGCAAGUUCUUUCACGAUCGUGCCUUUAAUUCACAAAUGUAAAUAUACCCAUCGAGGAAACUAUUUUUAACGCGAUAUUUAUUGUGAUGAUAU